AUGUUCAGCUGGGUGAGCAAGGACGCGCGGCGGCGCAAGGAGCCGGAGCUGUUCCGCACGGUCUCGGAGGGGCUGAAGCAGCUCUACGCCACCAAGCUGCUGCCCUUGGAGGAGUACUACCGCUUCCACGACUUCCACUCCCCCGCGCUGGAGCCGGCCGACUGGGAGAACAAGCCCAUGGUGCUGCUGGUGGGGCAGUACAGCACGGGCAAGACCACCUUCAUCCGGCACCUCAUCGAGCAGGACUUCCCGGGCAUGCGCAUCGGGCCCGAGCCCACCACCGACUCCUUCAUCGCCGUCAUGGGCGGCGAGACCGAGGGCGUUGUCCCUGGCAACGCCCUGGUGGUCGACCCGCGGCGGCCCUUCCGCAAGCUCAACUCCUUCGGCAACGCUUUUCUCAACAGGUUCAUGUGUGCCCAACUACCCAACCCUGUCCUGGAUAGCAUCAGUAUCAUUGACACACCUGGUAUCCUCUCGGGAGAGAAGCAACGCAUAAGCAGAGGCUAUGACUUUGCGGCGGUACUGGAGUGGUUUGCAGAGCGUGUGGACCGUAUUAUCCUCCUCUUCGAUGCUCACAAGCUGGACAUCUCAGAUGAGUUUUCAGAGGUGAUCAAGGCCCUGAAGAACCACGAGGACAAGAUCCGGGUGGUGCUGAACAAAGCCGACCAGAUUGAGACACAACAGCUGAUGCGGGUCUACGGUGCCCUCAUGUGGUCACUGGGGAAGAUCAUAAACACCCCAGAGGUGGUGCGGGUCUACAUUGGCUCCUUCUGGUCCCAGCCACUCCUCAUCCCUGAGAACAGGAAGCUCUUUGAAGCAGAAGAGCAGGAUCUCUUCAAAGAUAUCCAGUCCCUGCCCAGGAAUGCUGCACUCCGCAAGCUCAAUGACCUCAUCAAGAGAGCCAGGCUAGCCAAGGUCCAUGCCUACAUAAUCAGCUCUCUGAAGAAGGAGAUGCCCAAUGUCUUUGGGAAGGAGAGCAGAAAGAAGGAGCUGGUGAACAACCUGGGCGAGAUCUACUUGAAGAUUGAGCGGGAGCAUCAGAUCUCACCUGGGGACUUCCCCAAUCUGCGCAAGAUGCAGGAGCUCCUGCUGAGCCAAGACUUCAGCAAGUUCCAGCUCCUGAAGCCCAAGCUGCUGGACGCAGUGGACGACAUGCUGGCCAAUGACAUUGCCCGGCUCAUGGUGAUGGUGCGGCAGGAAGAGUCUCAGAUGCCCACCCAGGCGGUGAAGGGCGGGGCCUUUGAGGGCACUAUGAAUGGGCCCUUUGGCCAUGGCUAUGGGGAGGGGGCUGGUGAGGGCAUUGAUGACAUUGAGUGGGUGGUAGGGAAAGACAAGCCCAGCUAUGAUGAGAUCUUCUACACCCUCUCACCUGUCAAUGGCAAGAUCACGGGUGCCAGUGCCAAGAAGGAGAUGGUGAAAUCCAAGUUGCCCAACACUGUCCUGGGCAAGAUAUGGAAACUGGCUGACGUGGACAAAGAUGGAUUCUUAGAUGACGAGGAGUUUGCCCUGGCCAACCACUUGAUCAAGGUGAAGCUAGAAGGGCAUGAGCUGCCUGCAGAACUGCCCCCCCAUCUUGUGCCCCCCUCCAAACGCAGACAUGAAUGACUCCCCAGCAUCCUUUAAAUGGGGGGGGGGGAGAGAUGGGCAGCCAGAUGCCUGGAUUUCAACCUCUAACUCUGCUAAAGAUCCACAACCCCUGAGCUGGUGGACAGUUUGAAUUUUGCUUCGAAAGGCAUUGAACUUACACCUUCCUUCCAAAUGCUCCCAUCUAUGGGAGUGAUAAGACCUGAAUGAAACCCUCAUACAUGUCUUAUUGUGCACAAGAAUAUUUUUAAUAUAUUCAAGGCCACAUUUGUUCCCCUUCUGUCAUUUGGGGUGCUGCUCCAGGAGCUGCUAAUGCAACUGGUUUGUCUUCCUAAGGUGUUGAAUGAACGGCUCCUUGUGGCAGGGCAGCAUGGCUGAGCUGCAAACAUCAGUUCAAUCCCCCUGCCUGGGAGAACUGUUCACAAUGGAAUCAGCUUUACCCUUGUGCUGGGAUGGCACAAUUGUUUUCCCCAGCUGUCUGGUUUUUUCUGGGGGAGCAGGCACUGUAACUUCCCGUAGUGGUGAAGCAUUUCUAAUUCUCUUUGGAACGUGAUCCAAACACAUCAGUUCAGUUCUCAGCUGACUUCCCCCAUGUACAGAGCAGUUUUUAUGCUAAUGACCCAGGUGGCUGGUUUUAAGAUAGUUGGGUCAUUUCUCCAGGGCUUCCUGAUCUCCCCAUACAGAAAUGUUCACAAGUAAAUGAGUGUUAAUUACUCUUGGCUCUAGCUACCAAAAAUGUAGACUAGUUAAAAUUGGAGAGGGGUUCUUAAAGGAACAUGGACAGACCUCUCUUUGGUGGGGGAACCCUGGUGCUGCUUGUUGUGCCUUUCACUCCUGGACUCCUCUUACAGAAGACAGCAAGUCAUACUUGCUUUGAAUCCCUCUCAGAGCCCUCACUUCCUUUUAGACACCUCCUUUGCUGACGACUUGUCAAUUUCACAAUCCACAUCUCAGUUCUGGGAAGCCUGAAUUUCUCAAACAGGAAGAUAGUCUAUUCCAGAGGCUGCCUCUUCCUUAAAAUGCCACAGGUCUGAUACCUCACUGUCCCAAGCCUUGUCUCAUCAGUUGCUCUAGUGCAGACUAUUCCCUCUGGCUUUGCCCUAGUCUAAGUGAUGUGCAAGGUAUUGCCUAAUCUGAGCCUGUUAAUCCUCACCCUGUGUAACUGACACACUUUGCACUGCAUCACAUGGUCAUGUGUUCACUUCUAACUCUUGUCUGUCUAGAAACAUUUAUCCUGAGAAGCCUUGGAAUUAAACGCAAGGUGGGGUAAAGACAGUUACUCUGGUAGCCUGCUCCAGUCUGAUGCUAGUGACUAUCACUAAACUCAGCCUGUCUUUGUCAACCUCCAGCGCUAGAUCUGGAACUGUUAGCAAAGAACUUGUGGGGAAAGGGUGGCCAUCUUCCUGAUUCACUGCUGCACAGGCUGUGAUUGCAGUUCCUUAAGUUGCCUGAGUUUAUUGGCCUUCUCUGUCAACUUCAGGGCCCUGCCAGCAGCCCUCAAACAACUCAACUGCUUGCAAUUUUAACCAUUCUCUGUACCAACAUUGAUUGAGGACCUAGCCCAGAGACUGCAGCCUUUAGGGGCACCUACAGUUAGGUGCACUGAAUCCUUCUGGGAUUGGGCACCCAAUUUAGGCUGUUCUCAAACCUUCAAGAGGCAGAGCUUCCUGUGAAGCAGCGUUAGCACAGUGCUGGGAGAGGCCUAAAGGGUUUGCCACAGCAUCAUCCUGCUAGGCUGUGAGAUGGGGAUGGUUAAAGUGGAACACUCUAAGAGAUGUGCCUUAUUCUUGUGACUGUUGGAGUGGAGGCAACAUGGUUAGGUGGGUUUCUCUUAGUGCUUUCACAGGCAAGCAGGGAACCCUGGGCAAAGCAUUUUUAGCUAUCAGCUGCUUAACAGCCUGGCUCUGCUCGGUAUGUACUUGGUUUGUGGGCUGACUCCACUGAUGGAGAAUCAAAAGCUUUUUGGCAUCAGGUUGCCAGGGGAGGAGGAAGGGGGUCCAGUAUUUCUGGCUGAGUCCAUGUGACAGUCAAGAGACUAAAGCUCUGAUACUUCAGGUAACUGUCUAGAAUGUUCCCAGCUUCCUGGGCUUCUCCAUGUGGACUCCUGUGCCAAGGGAGUGUCAGACUUAAGGACUGCUCCAACAUCUGUUAACUAUGUAUAUUAAUUAUUUUCCUCCUGUACAAUGAAGCGGUUCUCAAUGGGGGGGGGGGGGCCUAGGGGAGGGCCUCCCCUCUUCUGAUGCACAGGCCUGGGGAAGUGCACUCUGUUUAAGCCUGUCUAAAUCUUUUUGAAACAUUAAAAUGUAUUG
Emys orbicularis (European pond turtle) is the source of this 3893-nucleotide messenger RNA. RefSeq names its product EH domain containing 1 (gene EHD1). The coding region runs from base 1 to 1605 and encodes 534 amino acids. Gene Ontology annotation, molecular function: calcium ion binding; protein binding; GTP binding. Gene Ontology annotation, biological process: endocytosis; endosomal transport. The record is from RefSeq and is a predicted model, not a curated record. Gene Ontology annotation, cellular component: cytoplasm; plasma membrane. The transcript has 5 exons. NCBI's taxonomy places the organism in Eukaryota, Metazoa, Chordata, Testudines, Emydidae.